Gadus macrocephalus (Pacific cod) is the source of this 1267-nucleotide messenger RNA. RefSeq names its product magnesium dependent phosphatase 1 (gene mdp1). Gene Ontology annotation, molecular function: acid phosphatase activity. The record is from RefSeq and is a predicted model, not a curated record. The coding region runs from base 205 to 699 and encodes 164 amino acids. The transcript has 8 exons. Lineage: Eukaryota; Metazoa; Chordata; Actinopteri; Gadiformes; Gadidae.
AAAUCAAACACCGAACCUAGCCAUAGACUCCACUCUACCACCAUAUAUUAUUAUUUAUUUAAUGACUUAUUCAGAGAGCGUAAAAGUGACCCGUAAAGAAGUUGAAUAUUAAGUGACGGAGGACUCUGCUGGCGGUAGAAACGCUUCAGGAGAAGAUCUCCUCCACAUGAUCAUCUGAAACACUUCUCGGUGAUUAUUUAAGGGAUGUCCAAGCCCAAGCUGGUGGUGUUCGACCUCGACUUUACUCUGUGGCCCUUCUGGGUGGACACACACGUCGACCCGCCCUUCCACCAAGACAAGAAUGGGGUGGUCUGGGACUCCAGUGACGAGAGAAUCUCCCUCUAUGACGACACGGAGCCGGUCCUGAAGUCCGUCCACAGCCAGGGCAUGCAGAUCGCCAUCGCCUCCCGAACUGGAGAGGUACACGGGGCGAACCAGCUCCUCACGUUCUUCCAUCUCAACCAGUACAUCUCCCAGUUCAAGGAGAUCUACCCCGGCUCCAAACUCACGCACUUCAAAAAGCUCCAUGACGACAGCCAGGUGGAGUACGCAGACAUGAUGUUCUUCGACGACGAGCCCAGGAACAUCUCGGAGGUCGGAGGCCUAGGGGUCCACUGUGUGCUGGUGAGGGACGGAGUCACCCUGAAGAUAGUGGACGAAGAACUGCAGAAGUUCUCCUCGAGGAGACAGCCCUCAUAGAGCCGUGUGUGUGUGUACUACAUGUUUACACACACACAGCCCUCAUAGAGCUGUGUGUGUGUGUGUGUGUGUGUGUGUGUGUGUGUGUGUGUGUGUGUGUGUGUGUGUGUGUGUGUGUGUGUGUGUGUGUGUGUGUGUGUGUGUGUGUGUGUGUGUGUGUGUGUGUGUGUGUGUUGACUAAAUGUGUACGCACAGACAGACAUAGAGAUGCUGUCUGUGUGCGUGUACUACAUAUGUCGGUACACACAUACUAAGACAGCCCUCAUAGAGCUGUGUGUCUGUGUGUACUGCUUGUGUACACACUGAAAGCCCUUGUAGAGUUGCUAUGUGCGUGUGCAUUCGGAAGCAUCUUUUUUUUAUGAUAAAACUGUAGUAGCCUUAAUAAGAAGUUUAUCUGUCCCAUUCAUUCAUUCAAAGCCAUAGGCUGUCUGGCUGUGUGGUUGUAAUUCGCAUUCUCUGCAUGUAGAGGGCGCUGCCGUCCCGUCUAUCCUGUGGUAUUAUUGACACCAACGUGCUGCUCUGUGCGAUAGUCGGAGAUCAAUAAACAGCUGUGUCAUUUCAUUUUUAA